GUCCCCAAAACUCAAACACUAAACUUUUUUCCUCUUUCAAUUCACCAUGAAAUUACUUCUCUUCUUCUUCCUCACACCAUUUCUCUUCUUCCUCAAAUGUUCUUCCACAUCAAAUUUCAGUACCCAAAUUGCUUCACCAAGUUUGAUUUUACCCCUAAAAACUCAACAAAUCACAUCUGGGUUUUCCGCACCAAAUAAACUCCCAUUUACUCACAAUGUUACUCUUACUGUUUCCCUUUCAGUCGGUACGCCUCCACAGAAUGUAACAAUGGUGCUUGAUACAGGUAGUGAACUCUCAUGGCUACAUUCAAAUUCAACCCGAAUCAAACAACCCAUUUUCAACCCGAACCGCUCACUUUCCUACAGACCCGUUUCUUGCUCCGAACCCACUUGCACGACCCGAACUCAAGAUUUCUCCAUUCCAGCUUCUUGUGAUUCGAAGAAUUUCUGUCAUGCUGUGCUUUCUUACGCAGAUGCUUCGUCUUCUGAAGGGAAUUUAGCUAUGGAUACGUUUACGAUUGGCGGGUCGAAUUUUACGGGUACGAUAUUCGGGUCAAUGGAUUCGUGUUUCAGUAGUGAUUCGGAUGAAGACGAAAAGACAACCGGGUUAAUGGGUAUGAACCGUGGAUCUCUAUCUUUUGUUUCACAAAUGGGGUUUAAGAAGUUUUCUUAUUGCAUUUCGAGCCUUGAUUUUUCUGGUAUUUUACUUUUUGGUGAAUCGAAUUUUACUUGGAUUUUACCGUUAAAUUACACUCCGUUAGUCGAAAUUUCACUUCCAUUACCUUAUUUUGAUCGAGUUGCGUAUACUAUUAAACUUGAAGGUAUUAAAGUGUCGAAUAAAUUACUUCCGAUACCCGAAUCCGUAUUUAUACCCGAUCAUACCGGGGCGGGUCAAACCAUGGUUGAUUCGGGUACCCAAUUUACUUUCCUAUUAGGUCCAGCUUACACUGCACUAAGGAGUGAGUUUUUGAAUCAAACUAUGAGAACUCUUAAGGUCCUUGAGGAUCAAGAUUUUGUUUUUCAAGGUGCAAUGGACUUGUGUUAUCGGGUACCUGUUAAUCAAACGUGGUUACCUAAGUUACCAUCGGUUGGUUUAGUGUUUCGGGGUGCAGAAAUAACGGUUUCAGGAGAACGAUUGUUGUAUCGAGUACCUGGUGAAAUUCGGGGAAAAGAUUCGAUACAUUGUUUUACGUUUGGAAAUUCCGAGUUACUAGCGGUUGAAGCGUACAUUAUCGGACACCAUCAUCAACAAAAUGUAUGGGUGGAGUAUGAUCUUGAAAAAUCUCGGAUUGGUUUUGCUCAAGUACGAUGUGAUAUAGCGAGUCAAAGAUUUGGUUUUUCUCGUUGA
Solanum verrucosum is the source of this 1348-nucleotide messenger RNA. Its product is annotated as aspartic proteinase PCS1. The transcript has a single exon. The record is from RefSeq and is a predicted model, not a curated record. Gene Ontology annotation, biological process: proteolysis. Gene Ontology annotation, molecular function: aspartic-type endopeptidase activity. Bases 47 to 1348 code for a protein of 433 amino acids. Lineage: Eukaryota; Viridiplantae; Streptophyta; Magnoliopsida; Solanales; Solanaceae.